AUGCCAUUUAAGAGAAGAAUUGAUAGUAUCAUGAGCAAUGACCGGGGGUUCGAGCUUGGUAAGAACAAGCGAGUGACGAUCCGUCGGUUCAAGAACAUCAAUUUGAUUGAUAUCCGUGAGUACUACCUGGACCAGUCUUCUGGUGACAUGAGGCCCGGGAAGAAAGGUAUAUCGUUGACGGAGGAGCAGUACGACCAAUUGAUCAGACACAGGAGCGAGAUCGAGAACUGUUUGAUCGAUUUGGGGUCGUCGAGAUCGCUAACGGAUAGACCAGAGAUGGACUCGUUGUUAGAGAAGAAGCAAAAGAAGGAGAAGCUAAAGAAAGAGAAGGAGAAGGAGAAGGAGAAGGAAAGAGAAAAGGAGAGAAUCAAGCGUGAGCAGGAAUUGGAGCGUGAAAAGGAGGAAAGAGCCAAUACUUUGGGUGGUAUUGUGGUACCUACGAAUUCUGGUGCUGCUGUGAAGAGCGAAGAUGUGGACAGUCAGUCCGAAGAUGCGCAGUUUGAGACUGUUGAUACCGAGCCCAAGGCCCAGAGCCAGUCCAAGGUCAAGAAAGAGGCAGAUGCACAGAAGGUUUCGUCGUCGACGACGACGAAACCUCCAAGCAGCAAUCCUAGGCUAGACGACCACCUGGAAAAGAUAUCCCGCUCUGCUCCCGAGGAAGACGACGACGGCGACAACACCAUGGAGAAAGAUCUGGUCAAGGCGUUGUCGCAGGACCCACACAACGGGAAUUCCGAUGAAGACAUAUCCGAGGCCGACUAG
Kluyveromyces marxianus DMKU3-1042 is the source of this 762-nucleotide messenger RNA. It is a transcript of the gene SUB1, whose product is annotated as chromatin-binding transcription coactivator SUB1. The transcript has a single exon. Gene Ontology annotation, biological process: positive regulation of transcription initiation by RNA polymerase II. Gene Ontology annotation, cellular component: nucleus; transcription regulator complex. The record is from RefSeq and is a predicted model, not a curated record. NCBI's taxonomy places the organism in Eukaryota, Fungi, Ascomycota, Saccharomycetes, Saccharomycetales, Saccharomycetaceae. Bases 1 to 762 code for a protein of 253 amino acids. Gene Ontology annotation, molecular function: transcription coactivator activity; DNA binding.